CUCACAAGUAAGGCCCACUCCGUCCAAAGGCUCUUUCUCUCUAUCCGUCGGAACCCAGACAACGUCACCUGAAGACAACGCCCCUACCUUGUCCGCCCCGCAGCGCGGACGACAAAGCGUGCAUAACGCGACCUCUCAAGGGCACCUAAGUUGGCUGUUUAUUCCCCUGCCCAAAAUAAUAUUAGAAAGGUACACCGGCCAGCCCACGCCAUCGAAAGAACGACGUCCGGCCCAGUCAAAGCGAAGUCAUAGCGUCGAAGCUCGUUGCUGGGGCACGCGGACGAAACGUACGUGUCUUUUCUGUAGACGUGCACAAAGAUCCAGCAUCUAAGCGUCGCAGACAAUGACGGACGAGAAUGCAGCCGCCGCCCUCUCGAGGAUGACGAUCGGGGAUGAGAAGUCGUAUUUGGGAGCUGCGGGAGGCAGUGCGGGCUUCAGACCAAAGACGAAGAUUUCAAUAUCGGUGAAGGCGGGUAGCGGUGGCGGCUUCAAUAACCACAGCAACAACAUCACCCACGACAACGUCAACAACAACAAGAUCAGCAGCAAGAACAAUCUCACCGACAGCAGCGGCACAGCUCCCUCGAGCCGACUCAGCAGGCAUCCGGUUACUUCCAGUAUUGAUGCAACCACCAGCAAAAGUGCAUCGAUGGAGCAGGUGACCUCGUCAAGAGGUCCGCUCACGAAGCUUGCAAUGGGCAGCAUUCAAAUCCAGCCCUUGUCAAGCGGCGAAGGGGCGCAGGGGCAGGCAGGGCCCUCGUCUGUCAAGGUAAGCUUGGGGGGCGCCGGGCCGAGCAGCCGUACCACAAGCGGUGCUGGCCCGAUUGCUCGAACAGUGAGCGGCGCAUGCGAUUAUAAGCAACAAAAACAACAGCCGCCGCCGCCGCCGCCGCCGCCGACGUCCGGAAUUACUGCUGUAGCGAUUCCACCGCCAUCCGCUUCAUUCGACAUAGGCAAGUACGAUGGCUCGCUCGAGCGAGACGAGAGGCGCGGAAGAAGAACCGGCGAAUUUGCGGGUGGCCUUCUUGAUUUUGAUGCCCAGAGGCUCUCGGCAGCACCUCCUAAGGCUUGGACGCUCAACGACUUUGAGCUUGGUCACCCGCUCGGAAAAGGCCGCUUUGGAAGGGUGUUUGUCGCGCGGACAAAGGAGCCAAUUGGUGGAGACCCCAAGAAAGGCGGAUACGUCAUUGCCCUCAAGACGCUCUACAAGCGCGAGGUGAGAGAAAAUAAUGUGAUCAAGCAAGUCAGGCGAGAAAUCGAGGUGCAGAUGAACCUGAGACAUCCUCACGUUUUGAGGCUACACGGUUACUUUCACGACGAGGGCAGAAUCUUUAUGAUGCUGGAGUUUGCUGCAAAAGGCGAGAUGUACAAGAUCAUGUCGAAACUUCCUGGCGGGCGAUGGGAAGAGCCGAAAGCGGCAAAGUACGUGGCCCAGAUGACGGACGCGCUUGCUUAUCUUCACUACAAGAACGUCAUCCACCGCGACAUCAAGCCAGAAAAUUUGCUCCUCUCCCUCAAGGACGAUCUCAAGAUUGCCGACUUCGGCUGGUCGGUGCAUGCUCCCAGCCAUCGCCGGACGACUAUGUGCGGCACGCUGGACUACCUGCCCCCGGAAAUCGUCGAACACAUGCAGUAUGAUGAGACGGUGGACUUGUGGUCGCUGGGCGUGCUCAUUUAUGAGUUCCUGCUCGGAGUCCCCCCGUUCGAGUCGACGAGCACCCAAUCGACCAACAAAAGGAUUGUAGCCGUCAACUUUGAGAUACCGUCAGCGUUCCCUCGUGAUGCUGGCGACCUCAUUAAGCGAGUCAGUCCUGUUUCUCCUCGCACUUCAGAUCCUCGUCUUCCUGCUGAUACACUCUUGCCACAGCUCCUACAGAAGGAACCAAAGAGACGGCUUCCACUGCGCGACGUGCUUCUACACCCUUGGCUCCAAAAAUGGCAACCUCAGACCUACCAUCAGGCCCUCGAGGGAGGUUACGUUUUUGCACGGGGAGAUGAGCCGCCAAAGAAGGAGAUGCUCGAUGCCGUCGCCGCCCGUCAGAAUUAUUAGUCAGAGGCCUGUCUGUAUCGCGAUGACGUUGUACCACGAGCGCGUCUUGUUCAAUCUGUAUCAGUGUCAUGGAUGUUCGAU
Molecule: messenger RNA, 2131 nt
Organism: Acaromyces ingoldii
Lineage: Eukaryota; Fungi; Basidiomycota; Exobasidiomycetes; Exobasidiales; Cryptobasidiaceae
Product: kinase-like protein
Exons: 5
Coding region: 344-2050 (568 amino acids)
Biological process (GO): regulation of cytokinesis; mitotic spindle organization; protein phosphorylation
Cellular component (GO): spindle midzone; spindle pole centrosome; spindle microtubule
Molecular function (GO): ATP binding; protein kinase activity
Source: RefSeq, a predicted model, not a curated record